Molecule: messenger RNA, 1874 nt
Organism: Nycticebus coucang (slow loris)
Lineage: Eukaryota; Metazoa; Chordata; Mammalia; Primates; Lorisidae
Gene: NKX3-1
Product: NK3 homeobox 1
Exons: 2
Coding region: 24-887 (287 amino acids)
Biological process (GO): regulation of transcription by RNA polymerase II; cell differentiation
Cellular component (GO): nucleus
Molecular function (GO): DNA-binding transcription factor activity, RNA polymerase II-specific; RNA polymerase II cis-regulatory region sequence-specific DNA binding
Source: RefSeq, a predicted model, not a curated record
CGCCGGCCGGGUCCCCGCAGCCAAUGGGAAGGCGGCGCGGCGCGCUCCCCCGGGGCUAUAAGCGGCGCCGGGCGGUGGAAAGUGAAAGUGGUGCGGGCCGCGCGGGAGCAGCCGCCGCCGGAGCCGCCCGGGCCCGGAGCCGCCCCAGCCCAGCCGCCGGGAUGCUCCGGGCGCCGGAGCCGCGGCCGGAGGAGGCGGAGGCGGCCGCUCGCGGCCCCAGGGCCGUUCCGCCAACCCCGUCCAAGCCGCUCACCUCCUUCCUCAUCCAGGACAUCCUGCGGGACGGCGUGGAGCGGCGCGGCGACCACACCGGCAGCCUGCGACCCCCGCGCCAGCCGGAUCCGAGGCGCGACCCUGCGCUGGAGCCGGGGGAGGGAGGCGGCGGCGCUAGGAUGCCGAGGGACGAGCCGACCUCCUGGUCCCACGCCGCCCCCGGGGAGGCCGACAUGCCGGCCGAGACCGAGCCAGAUGGGCACUUUGGGACUUAUCUGCUGGACUGUGAAGAUGCUCCAGGCACCUUACCAAGCCUUCCCCAGACCCCCAAGCAGCCGCAGAAGCGCUCACGAGCCGCCUUCUCCCACACCCAGGUCAUCGAGUUAGAGAGGAAGUUCAGCCAUCAGAAGUACCUGUCAGCCCCUGAAAGGGCUCACCUGGCCAAGAACCUCAAGCUCACAGAGACCCAAGUGAAAAUAUGGUUCCAAAACAGACGCUAUAAGACUAAGAGGAAGCAGCUCACCUGCGACCUGGGAGACUUGGAGAAGCACUCCUCCUUGCCUGCCCUGAAAGAGGAGGGCUUCUCUCCAGCCUCCCUGGUCUCUGUGUAUAACAGUUACCCCUAUUACCCCUACCUUUACUGCGUGGGCAGCUGGAGCCCGGCUUUCUGGUAAUGCCAGCUCAGAUGACAACCACAUAUGAUCAAAAACUGCCUUCCCCAGAGUGUCUCUGGGGAAAGAAAAAGGGGGCAAGGUCAGGGAGCAACGGCAGUUAAGAGCUGCACAGACCAAAGCCAUUGGAGGUUCGCCUGGAAAUCCCAGCAUCUUCCCUGGUGGGCCACUGACAGAUCUGGGACAGUGAAUGCUUUAAUAUCUAAAUAGUUCCCCCAGUGCAUACUGUAGGUCAUUGUUGCUUUUAGCUACCUGAUUAAAGUGGGGGGGGGAAUUAACUGCUGUCUCCAGUACUUUGUAUGAUUUUGAAUGAUCACCUGAGGUUCUGUUUCUACAACUUCAUCCUGUUGUGUAGCUGAGCAGCAACUCUGAAAGAGCAAACCUAAAGGUAGAGAGGACAGCCAAAACAAGGAUGUCACCCGCUGAAUUAAACUUCAGUUUUUGUUGGCCUUGGAAUAUGGCCAAGGUUUCUCUCUGUCCCUGUAAAACAGAGAGAAAACAGAGGGUCUCAAAGAGAAAGCCCUCAUGCUCAGCCCACAUUGGCAUGGGAGAGGCAGAGGGGUGGGGGGAGCUGAAAAUGUCAGCUUCCUCGUAUUCCUUUUAAAAUACUAUGCCAAUUUAAGUAUUUGCAGGGUGGCCCAAACAGAACAAGAUGCACUCACUGUGGUUUUAAGACAAGCUGUAUAAACAGAACUCUACUGCAAGGGGUGGGGCCGCGCCGGAAGAAUCUCCACAUGUCCAAGACAGGGGCCUAAGGACAGUCACUACUCUACUCCUGGGGCCACUUUUUAUUAGCAAAAGGUGGACUGGCCACUUCUGAACACUUUUGUCCUGGGCUAGAGAAUUUAGAAUUAAAAGUUUCCUGGAGUUUUCAGGCUAUCAUUCAUACUAUAUUAUGACAAAUGACAUAAUUCUUUACAAUAUGGUCCUUCCUUCCCUCCUUCUUUUAUUAUUUUUUGUUUGUUUUCCUCCAGCAAUCACCCUCUAAAG